AUGGCAGCUGGUUUGAAGCGCAUUAUGCGCGUGUUAGCAUUGUAUGCUACGCUGUUUGUGCCCCUUGUGUUCGGUGUAUCUAAUCGUACGUCGCGCUUGUCUACCGACGUGAGCGGUGGCAUGCCAUCCGAAUCACUGGGACAUGAAGAUGCAGUCGCCAACGUGUCGCGUGCCCGUCAGAGGCUGAAUAAAGCCAUGUCUCAAUCUGCAGCCUAUUUCACUGCAGUAGUUAUCGAUUCUGUUUGCAAGGCGCACAGGAACGAAAUGGAAGCUUGUCGUUCCGCCGCGGAACCCUACAUGGUUCGGUGCGAGGAUGGGGACUGUUUGCAUAUCGAUAUGGAGAGUAUAGAGGUCUCUGGUAGCACUGGUGUGCCGUUACCGAAUAAAUUUCAAAUGGAUUGCGCCUUCGAGUUGUAUAAAAGAAGCCCUGCAUUUCCAUUCCGGCCUUUGCGCGGCAUUCUAGCCCGAUUCCAGAAAGGAGGACGCUACACUGCUUACCGCGACUUUAUUUUGCAGCUCAUGCUGGCAAACGUGGAAGAAGGGGCGUCAAACGAUUUUGAGGCGUUUAUGAAGAAAUAUCUUUUCAUGGCAGCUGUUCAAUACAAAACGUAUUUGAUGCUGGAGAACUGGAAAGUAAAACUCCAGAAUUUGACUGACUUAUCGCAUUUUGUCUUUGUGGACAAAAUUGAACGAUCUCUGGUUCAAAUAAUUGUGCAGACUGCACCAAAGUCCGCUAUAGGGACGCCUGUAAGUGCGAUUGAACCGUACGUAAAAAAUUUCGCUGCUUACCUAAACUCGUUCCGGGCCAAUCAUCAGCGAUUUGCGGACUUAUAUUCUUCAGUUGUCUUCAUUGCACUUAGAUCGUCCAUCAGCAACACUCGCCACAUGGAGUUAAGAGCAAAGGAUCACAAGCUGGAACCGUGGAAAAACUUUUACAGGAAAUACGUGAUGCCAGUGUUUGGCGCAUUUAAGGGUGUAUACGGCUAUGUGUCAGGUAAACUCAUGAACUCGUUUGGUGCCUCAGCUAAGAGAAGGUUGGAAGCAGAGGGUGCUCCUUCAGGGAGCAGAGCUCUGGCCAUAGAACACGGGGAUUCCUCUUCCGAUAGUCAGGCAGCUGAUCGUCAGACUAAGUUCAGGAACGCAGUCACUGAGAAAAGUCGAGGCCAAUCCGUCACGUUUAAGGAUAGAAUGAAGUCACGGUUUCUUGGGAAGCCCUUAUCGCAUGAAGCACCGUUAGGGGGGUAA
Babesia ovata is the source of this 1245-nucleotide messenger RNA. RefSeq names its product rhoptry-associated 1, putative. Bases 1 to 1245 code for a protein of 414 amino acids. NCBI's taxonomy places the organism in Eukaryota, Apicomplexa, Aconoidasida, Piroplasmida, Babesiidae. The record is from RefSeq and is a predicted model, not a curated record. The transcript has a single exon.